UUUAUGAGCUUAAGGAGUUGCUUCCCGGCCUAACAGUUUCGUACACAAAUCGCUGCACUUGGGCCAAGUUGCGAACCUCGCCGCGAUGCCCGCUCAGGACCUCGCUGCACCUCAUUUGAAGUAUUAUAGGAGCAAUGCGUGGCAGGGGCGCUGCUGGCAUGCAUCAAGCCUGAGGAGCGGCGCUCAGACGUGCAUACGUGCCUGGGGUCCGCAUACACACAGCAUCGCGCCACAGCAGCCAUGCCCUUCGCCGCCACAUGCAAGCUCUGUCGCCUCCACAUCAUCUAGCUCCAUAAGCCGAAGAGGGGUGCUGCUGGCCCAGCUUGCAGCUGCGGGGCUUGUAGGCAUGCCGAGCCGUCAGGCGCAAGCCGCGUCGUUCGUCGAUGACGCUAUCUCGACUGCCGUGUACAACGCCAGCGCACCGUCCGUAGUGUCUAUAGCUAUUGUGAGAGCAAAGUCUGGCAUACCGACCCGCGAACCGAUCGGAUCCGGUAUCGUGUGGGAUACGGCUGGACCGCACGUCGUCACCAACUUCCACAUCAUCCCGCCUUUGAACAGCACCAACUCGCUGCUCGAGGUGACCGUGACCGACUUGGCCAGCGGCACUGUCCACACGCUGGGGGCGCGCGUGGCCGGCACGGACAGCAUUCAUGACCUGGCGGUGCUGCAGCUGCUGCCGCGCGCUGGCGACACAACAGCAGGAGCUGCAGAAGGCGAGCCAGGCGCGUCCGGUGCAGCUGCCGCAUGGGUGCCCGCGCUGGCGCCCAUCCGCCUGGGCACCUCCGCUGACCUGCGUGUUGGGCAGACGGUGUACGCCCUGGGCUGCCUGCCCUCAUCCUCCUCGUCGCCGCAGACGCCUGCGCUGACCACCACCAUGUCAGUGGGGCUGGUCAGCGGGCUGCAGAGGAGCAUUCCCUCGCCCGUUGGCGCCCGUAUCUACGGCGUGCUUCAGACGGACGCCGUCAUCAACGCCGCGAACUCGGGAGGGCCGCUUCUGGACUCGGCCGGCCGUCUGGUGGGAUUGAAUGCGGCAGUUGGGCGCAGCCAGACUGUGUCAGCACGCGGCAGCGGUGUGGGCUUUGCGCUGCCCGCUGACCUACUGUUCGACGUGGUGCCCAAAAUCAUUCUGUACGGCAACCCGUAUGGCAAAAAGUAAUAAGCCAGGUGGUGAUCAGGCUGUCGGGUUGUAGCAAGAAAUCAGGUUGCUGCUGACUGAUAACCUAAUGCAUGCCGCGGCUUCGUUGUCAAGCGGGUGAGGUGACGAGGUUUGGUGCGUCAUAUUAAUCAGUGCCGGUAUCGUUUGCAAAUAGAGGGGUCCCUGCAAACGCACCACUCAUAUGGCCAUGUGGUGGCGCAAUGCGCGCAGCUAGGGACCGUUGAAUUACUAACACGCCAACAGCGUGCCCAAGGAAUGCACGCGCCCGCGAUGGGUCUGACACGUGCACCCGAUGGCGCCCCUUACUUUCCUUCAACCUUUGCCGCCUGUAAACUUAGGGUGAGGCUGUACUGAUGCAGUGCUGCUGCUCUGGGACAGACGCAUGGCGGCAUGGGUUCCCCUGGACAGACGGGCUGUCACUGACCACUGAACUCGCUCCACAACGCCUGCGGCGGUCUGCCAGGACCCUCACAUUUUGAUACGGGCGUGGGAACUUGACGGCGUCUGCAUAACAAUCACACACGCAUUCUCAGCGCGUCACAAGCAGACCAGAUGUUUGGCCGUUAGACGAGUCCACAGCUUCCCGCCACGUUGGCUUGCCAUCCUGGAUGGCCACCUUGCGACCUGGGGUUUUCUGGCGUUGCAGUGUUUCUGUCGCCGGAUGCAAAACAACACACCAGCGUAUAAAUUAUCCAGUAGAUUACUUAACCAGCCAGGAAGCAAAUCACCGCAAGGCGCUGUGCUUUCCCAGGUUUCCCAGUUUUUUGGGCUGUGCGGCGAAGUUCUCUUUCCUUCAUUUCGCCUGUUUUGACAUCCAGCUUGACAAAGAACCAUUAUCAUUGACACAAGAGGUGGAUUUAGUUUAUUGAAUGAGCGGAUACACGCUCGCUCAGCCCUGAACAAACGACGGCCGACAUCGAUUCUGUGGGGUAACUGCCCGUCUCCGAUUCAAUCAAACGUAGACAUCAGACAUAAUUCCAUAUGCAUCAGUAUUGAAAGUCACCAGCCUCCUGCAAUUGCGUGAAUGCUGUAACGUUUGGGACGUCCGCUGCGAGCCUUACUUGUCCGAGCAUAUAUGUUAAUACGCACAGUUGCUCAAAGGUCCUGUAAAAAUUUCACUGAAGGCUUACUGGCCCAGCCGGACGUCACGGCAUGACGACUCACGGCGUGACGCUGAACUUGUGACGUUCGCAGUUCUGAUUCGGCAGUCUUGUAGGCAUUUGUUAACUCAUAAUCGUUUUAAAUCGCACCGGAUCUAUAGCGAGCUGGGUGCGGGCGACCAUCGCGCUCGAGCUGCAACUCGCCCGGGCACCUGCAAAGCUCGGCGAGCACCAUCAUUAAAUACUUCACA
Messenger RNA from Chlamydomonas reinhardtii, 2507 nucleotides. RefSeq lists its product as uncharacterized. The transcript is spliced from 6 exons. The record is from RefSeq and is a predicted model, not a curated record. The coding region runs from base 347 to 1156 and encodes 269 amino acids. Gene Ontology annotation, molecular function: serine-type endopeptidase activity. Lineage: Eukaryota; Viridiplantae; Chlorophyta; Chlorophyceae; Chlamydomonadales; Chlamydomonadaceae. Gene Ontology annotation, biological process: proteolysis.